Molecule: messenger RNA, 4922 nt
Organism: Spinacia oleracea (spinach)
Lineage: Eukaryota; Viridiplantae; Streptophyta; Magnoliopsida; Caryophyllales; Amaranthaceae
Exons: 8
Coding region: 3127-4347 (406 amino acids)
Source: RefSeq, a predicted model, not a curated record
AGACAAAUUUUUUCUUGAUGGAAAACUAUAGUAAUUUGCAAUCUAUUUAGUUAGUGAGUUGUGAUUCUGGGAAUCUCAUACAGCAGGAGCUAAAUUAGUCAUGUUUCUGGUGUUAUUUCUGCAGAGAUUGGCAGUGAACUAAAUUAAUUAAUUAGGAUGUAGUCUAUUAUUAUGCAGAAAAUAAGGUUAAUGCAAUUGUUCGCAAAUUGAUAAAAAAUGAUGUAUAAGUUUUAAUACCUGUUUUCUAAAUGGUAUGACUUGCUAUAUAUGCCUGGAUUGCCGCCCUUGUACAAGUCAUUUAAAUGAUACCAUAUCAGUAGGAAUAGUUCCCUUCCGGCUUCUUGUUAUUGUUAUUUUUCAUUGAUAACUGUCAUUUGUUGUAGCGGAUUUUUAAACAUUGAAUCGAGCGUCUCGCUGUUAAUAUAAAGCUGUAGGACUUGUACUUUUGGAGGCAAAUAGAGAGGCUGCUUAGUUCUUCACUCAUUUGAGUGGAUAAGCUUAAACUUACAUGUUAGUUAACAGUGUAAGAUGUUGGGUUAGACUUUUGUUUUCGCAUGUAUAAAUGUGUAAAAUUGUAAUACCAAGAAUGCUUGGUUGAUGGAAGGUUCAUACUCUUUUGAGUUUGGCAAUGGAUAGCUACUCUAUGGUAACAAGUGAAGGAGACAAAUUAGGAUGUACUUGAUUGUUUGUAGAAAGUAGGGUUAAUACAAUUGCCAGUUGAUUCAAGUGCAGAAUGAGUGCUAACGCCUGUUUCCUAAAUAGUGUAACUUGCUGCAUGCUCGAAUUGCUGCCCUUUCACAAGUUUUAAAAUGAUACAGUAUGGAUAGGAAUUGUUACCUUCCUACUUCUGCCUUUUUUUGAUGGAAAACUAUAGUAUUUUGCAAUCUAUUUAGUUAGUGAGUUGUGAUUCUGGGAAUCUCAUAGUAUAAAGGGAUUCGAAUUACAUAUUAUAUUUAUUUGUUAUUUAAUAGGAUGAUUGCAUCGGGUUUAAGUGGUUACUCUAUUGUUUUGAUGUUUUUCUGCUUGCAUUUGGGUUGGAAACUUUAAGUUGGUUAGUCUGUAUGUGUGCUUGUAUGUAUGUCUCUGCUUGUAAUGUUUUGAUUUUCAAUGAAUUCAGUAGAUAUAGGUUACUUAUUUUAAUAAUUCUAUUCUCUAGAAAAUGUAUAUUGUCAAUUGGUUUGUCACUUCUAACUUUUUUUUCCCUGCAAUGUCUGUCAACUGUUUUUCUCUGGCAUAUUAUGGUUUUUGAAACUGUACAAAUUUGCUUGUCACAAGUGGUCCUCCCUGUAUUCUUGCUAAUUGUAGCACUACUCUUAUAAGUAGACUUACAAUAAGACCAUCUGGUGAUUGGUGACUUUUGAGUCUAAGCAUCACAAUAUUCAGUGUUAUGUCUCCUGUGCUCCUGUUAGCAUCAACUUUACAAAUCUUCUUGAUCUGAUUGCCUCUUACUCUGUGAUUUUAUGGUAUUUUUUUCUAGAAUUACGACAAAUGUAGAGUAGGUUGUUUAGAAUUACCUUAGAAUACAGAAGAAACGUACUGAAUUCCUUGGUGUGUCUUAGUAAAUAUCACUCAUAAUAUCUCCAGGUGUGCCUUAAGACGUGUUAUUGUGGAAAUUCUAGUUUUUGGGGGUCUUUAACAAGCAACAAUUCACUGAACUUUUUAGAGUCAUUAAUAUAUGUAAUACAACUGCUGACUGGACUUUGUAAGAACUGACUGUACUUUUAAAAGCAGAACAGUACGGACCUUUUAAAACAGAACAAGACACUUUUGACAGAACCUGGCUUUAUGAGACAGAACCUGAACCUUAUUAUAUCUUGGAUUGUAGGGUUAGGGUCAGGGUUGGGCUACUGGUUAGGUUUGAAGUCUUGGUCACUAGUGCAGCUGUGUGGUUUGUGUUUAGUAGCAGUUUGUAAGUCUGUUGCUGCUGUUGUUGUUUAACUUGAAGGGGUAGAGGUUGUGAAAAAUCUUAAUGUUUAUGUAUAUUGUACCCUUUACGCUUCUGUCUAAACUAACUAGGUAUGUUACUCUAUAGUCUUCAUUUAACAUGGUUUCUCUAUAUUGAUGCAUUUCACAUGUCUGAACUAACUAGGUAGUGUUACUCUUUUAUUAUCUUUAUUUCACGUGGUUUCUCUAUAGUCUAACGAUUUGUUUUCUACUAGGUGUUGAUUAGUAUAAAAAAAUGAAAACUGAAAAAUCUAAAUUGUAUUUAGCUAAUAAUGUUAAGAUCUAGGUGGAACUAAACCAAAGACUUUGCUAGGUAUUAUUUAGAAGACUACCCUAAUCACUAAGUAUUAAAGCUAGUUCUUUGAGGUAGCAAGUUUUAUAGCUAAAUGAUUGAAAACAUAUUUUUUUUUAAAUAAUGACGUUAAGUUUAACCAUUAGUUUGAACUGAAAGUAGAGGCUCCAACGUGAUUCUAGGUUGCUGACAUGUUGUGGUAGGUGUAUUUGUUUUAUCUUUAUCUGUUGCAUUCAAUAUAUAUUACAAUCUUAAUAUAGCCUUUGAUUUGAGAUAUGAAUUAUUCCAGUCAAUUACUAAUUGAAUCUGGCCAUUUGGCACAAAUUGAAGGGGAUAACAAACAGAUAGAAGACUCUAGUGAAGAGCAAAAGGCUUGCGUCAGGUUGAGUUGCACUCCCGUAGACGAACCAGGGACGAGAUGAGUUAUCGUAGCAAACAAACUAGGAUUGCAGCUCUAUAUGGGUCUCUUAAUGCAUCUGAAGUUCCUCCAAAAAAGGCUCAAAGGGAAGUAGCAUCACAGUCAGCACCACAGUUAGCAUCACAGUCAGCACAUCCACACAAGAAUCACCCCACUAUCCUAGUCCCCUCGCCCUCACUCCAAAAUACAAGGCUGGUAUCAUCACAGUCAGUCUAUCCACCAAAGAAUCACCCCACGAUUCCAGUGCCCUCCCCCUCACUCACAAAUACAAGGCCGAUAUCAUCACAGUCAGUCCAUCCACCAAAAAAAUCACCCCACGAUUCCAUUGCCCUCCCCGUCACUCAAAAAUACAAGGCCGGUGUCAUCACAAUCAGUCCAUCCACCAAACAAUCACCCCACGAUUCCAGUGCCCACGCCCUCACUCCAAAAUACAAGUGGAACUAAUGACAGAUGGGGGCCAUUUAAUCCUCCAAUGACCACUAGCACUCAACAUGGGCCUUCGUCUUCCACUACCACUAGCAACCCUAUUUGGAAAAAUCCACUCACUGUACCAACAACUAGUGAACCGAAGGUUGCUUCGAAAGGGCCAUCAAGGUACAACCCUACUCUAGACAAGACUUUUGAGUCACCUAAUAUCUCAACUGAAAAUCCCCCAAAAGUCCCACAUUCUAGGCUACCAGAACCACCCAAGCACCCUUCCACUUUUUCCCUUACAUCUCACCUACCAUCUGGACUUGCUAAACAGUCUACAUAUUCGACAUCUACAGCUUUCGAUGCUAGUGUAUUAGAAGAAACACAUGAUACUCGUACUGGGAAUUCACCAACAGCACCUAAGGAUAAAUAUAUAAACAAUAUAAGUGAUAGAAAAGCAACAGAGACAUCCAAAGAAUCAUGUGAUGGAAAAGAAAAAGAGGUCUUCAAAAGAUCUAAGCCUCGACACCAUGAGUCGCUCCCUGAAUGGCUAAGUGCAGUUGAGUAUGAUAACAAGGAGCAGGUUUUGACCAUAGAUGCUGCCGGUAAUCAACAACUAGUUAGCGGGUCUAUUCAACCAUUAGACGUCUGGAACAAUGGAAACAUCAAAUACGUUGUGCACUUUGAUGAACUAUACCAACCGAUUAGGAAAGGUGGGCAUAUUUUAGUCAGAUUCCUUGGAAGUAUUGCAAAGCAAAAACGCUACUGCCCAAUUUCUGAAAAGACUUGGGGUGAACUAGACAACUGUUUUAAAACUGACAUCAUCAAAUUGAUUAGGGAUCGCUUUGUGAUUCCUGAUGAUAUCAAGUAUGACGAUCUAGCUCUCCAACGUGUUGAUAGAGUGUGGAGGCAAUAUAAAUAUGAAAUUAAAAAAAAGUACUACACACAGAGUGUGAAAACUGUAGAAGAAAUUAAAAAAGAUGUGGCACCUGGAGUUUCCAAGCAAGACUGGGUGAAUUUGGUCAACUAUUGGGAAUCAUCCAAACGGAAACAGCAAUUGUCUGAGUACGGAAAAGAGGCACGAGCAUCUCUGAGUCAAUUGCAUACUAAUGGAAGUGGAAGCUUUGCGAAUACACGUGCUGAUUAUGAAGAUGAACAUGGAGAAGUUAUGAGCCUAAUAGAACUUUGGAAAGCUUGUUACAAGAAGAAGGAUGGAACCUUUAUCGAAGGCACAUUCACUGAAGACUUUUUGGAAGAUGUUAUGGCAAAGGCUGAAGCUUAAAAGCUUAUAUAUCCUCCUGGCUCCAAGUCAAUUAAGGAGAUCGAGAAUGAGGCUUUUGAGGCUACACUAUAUAAUGGAGAAGUUCCUGAAAGACCACAAGGUUAUGGAUUGGGUGUUUGUAAAGGCGACAUUUAUGGGGUGCAUGGUGCACUUAGAAAAGCAGGGUUUGGUAAAGGAAAAAGGAGGGUAAUAGAAGUGGAUAGCAUCAAUGUCGAGGUAUCAAGGUUGAACCAAGAGAAUAAGGAACUUCAUAAGAAAAAUGAAGAGAUAAAAGACAAGUGCGAUGAGAAUGCAAAUCUGAUUAGGACAAUGACAUCGCUGUUUUCUCAAGUUUUAGAAUCCAUUCGCAAUGGAGAUGCUUCAACACAACUUAUAGACGCUGCACAAACCGCCUUGCGUAUGGCUAACCCUCCGGUCCAGGAUGCAUUCAGAGAUAAUGGUGGUGGAAGAAAAGAAUCAAGUGGUGAUGCAUAGCUCCUUCAACUAUGAAGCUGAUAUUCUUGAACUUUGUAUUGAGUGGCCUUUGUUUUGAAGAUGAUAUUUUAGAAUAAUAAGUUGGAUGACAUUUUUUCUGC